Molecule: messenger RNA, 1530 nt
Organism: Drosophila biarmipes
Lineage: Eukaryota; Metazoa; Arthropoda; Insecta; Diptera; Drosophilidae
Exons: 2
Coding region: 82-1374 (430 amino acids)
Source: RefSeq, a predicted model, not a curated record
AAACCAGUAAGAAACCCUUGAACUAUAAAUCAUCCCCAGUUUAGAGUAAAUUUUCCAAAAGAAGAAAUCGUAUUUUCCGAAAUGGAGAGCGACGAGGGCGAGGGCGAGCGACCAUCGACGUCGGGGGCGUCGCGGUUCAAGGGCAUGACCAGCGGAUCGGAGAUCGGAAUCGGAAUGUCGGCCAUCCUGGGCUACGCCCAAUCGGAGUACUCGUUGGACACCUCCUCGGGGGCACUUGAAGUCGCCGGUCGGCGGCACCAUGAGAGCGAGAACGACGGGAAUGCCACCGACGAGGAGGUCGAGAUCUGCAUAACCCGCCUCAAUUUCCUGCCCGAUCGGGCCAGGCGGCUGUACAUGGACUGCCAGCUCUCGCUUCCGGCGGGCGGAAGUGUGCCGAUGCGCGGCGGGGCAGAGACCGUUUCCGUUUCCGCCGCGGAGAGCAGCAGUUCGCCGGAAGUGCGCUACGAGCGACAGAGGAACACGGCCGCCGGGGUGCAAAAGUACUGGCGCCUACAGAAACUGGCCUUCGCCUGUCCCCUCGGCAACUGCGAGGUGGUGGUCAAUCCCGGCAAUCUCCUGAGCCACUGCCUCAUGUCGCACGAGGAUGUGAUCAGCGUGGAAAUGAAGGUGGGCGAGGCCAGGGGCCUAAAGCUCAUGGGCAAAUCCCUGCCGGAAUCUCGGGUCAAGAGCCAGUGCGUGGGUCUGCUGAUCUACGAGAGCGGCAGGCAGGUGGCUCUCAACUCCAAUCUGCCCAGGAUCUACACCGACUGGGAGUGCCGUCUGCCCGUCCUCGUAAUGCUGUGGAAGACCUCCUGGGACUCCAUGCCCGGCGGUCCUCGGAUCACUCAUCUCUACGUCCUCUGGCUGCUCUGUCCCCAGGCCCAGCCGCCCCUGCAGGUGGCCGUGUCGACGGGAGCCGGUCUUCCGGGAGCACCCCGCCGCCAGGUUAUCCACACCUGCUCCGACUCGGAAACCAUCGAGAAGUGCGACCUGCUCUCCGACAGCCCGCUCUACAUGCGGUUCACCCACCGCGAGAUGAAGGAGUACACCGGGGACUACACGCAGGACAUCGAGCUGCAGCUCACCAUACACGAGGAUGAGGCGGUGGUGGCCCCCAGUUCUCUGCAAUCCAAGAAGGACGAUCCCAUGGUGCCAAAUGAGGAGCAGGCCACAGUGGAAAUAGAGGUGAUCGCCGACAUUGAGGUGUUGCCAAGUGAGGAGACAUUUAAGGAGGAGCUUGCCUUGGAGAAGGCUGAAGAACCCAUUGAAGAACCCACUGAGGAACCCACUGAAUAUUGCUCUGAAGAGUGCUCUGAAGGUUGCCCUGACAAUUCCACUAGAGAUCCCGCAGAAGUCGCAUAUCAAUCCCAGUAAAAUCGUGCUUUUAUUUCCAUUUUAUUCACCUGCAAUUUUCUAAAUUGUUUGCCUCAUCUUGAUAUUGUUUAACAAAUUUUUCCAAACGAAACUUUGUAUUCAUUUUAAAUGAAACCCAAAAUUAAGCCAGUGUCGGAAAUAAAGCAGCAACAAUUA